Molecule: messenger RNA, 399 nt
Organism: Paraglomus brasilianum
Lineage: Eukaryota; Fungi; Glomeromycota; Glomeromycetes; Paraglomerales; Paraglomeraceae
Source: the annotation of a GenBank genome assembly
AUGAGUCAAUUUCCCGAGCUUUUAUUAGACCAUACUAAUGUAUCUGUCCAGUCAGAUGCUUUUAUUCAGCAAACAAACCAGACAACUACGGUUGAUAAUCGAGAAAUUACUAACAGAUGCUCCAAGGAACCAGAUUUUACCGGGAGUCGUCAUUUUAUGAAAGUGGAAAGUUCUGGACCGUCAAAUAAACCUGUCGGCUACAUUAUAAGCCAACUUACGUUUGAAAAUUUUGUCGGCGGUAUGGAUAAACCGGUGAUGCAAACAUUAGCCAAUGAAACUUUUAACAGAGACGAUAACGGCAAAUUCAAAGGAAAAGAGGAACUUGCCCGUAUGACUACAGAAGAACUAAACGACUAUGCAAGAUUUAUUACAAACUAUUUAAACAAUUUUGUUAUAUGA